AUUAGUGAUUAAUGCAAAUGGAAGGAGCAGUUUUCUGGUGAUACUUCUCCACCCACCGCCCCCCCACCCCAGUUUGCACUAUCCUUCACGAUCUCCCACUCAACUGCUCAGCCACAUUCGUUUUGCAACAGCAGCUCUCAGCAGCAAAUGGAGGAAUGAGAUCCAUAAGCAUUCUGGCUGUUGGUUUUUCAAACAGACAUAAAGCAUUUUGUUUGAACUGUUGUCAGCAUCUCAGAUACGAAUAUCAAGGCAUUCACGGGUGAUUUCACUUGGAACACCAUGUUUGGACAAAGUGUCAUACUGCAGCCUGUCCCUAUUCAAAGUCUCUCUGAACUGGAGCGUGCAAGACUUCAAGAAGUGGCCUUCUUCCACCUUCAAAGGAAAAAUCUGGGCUGUCAGAUUACCAUUCCCAAAGAUGGGUCAAAAAGGAGGAAGUCUUUCCGCCGAAAGAAAGAUGCUCUUUCCAAAGAGAAAAAAGAUAAAGAUUCAUAUCCUUUAGGAUUUGGGAUUCCUUUAUCACAAGUCAUCCUCAAUGAUCGUGCAUGUAAGAAAAAGCAAGAUGCAAUGAAGGAAGGCCGAAGGGACUGCCUCGAUUUGGAGUCAACAGUAAUGAGAUUUCGGGCAAAGAAGCAACAUAAACAUUUCUAUGACAGUGAUGCAUUCCUGCAGUCAGCAUCAGAAAUAGUAAACGAACCCCUCUCUCCAACUUUUCUGGAUAAUCUUUCUCGAGGCCACAGACGGGGUGCAGUAUCUGUUGACUCCAUCACUGACCUAGAUGACAAUCAGUCACGAUUGCUGGAAGCCCUUCAGCUCUCUCUACCAUUGGAACUGGAAAGGAAAAGUGUAAGAAAGACUAAAAAGAAGCUCAGCCUGAACCCCAUAUUCCGGCAGGUCCCCAGAAUAGUGCAGCAAUGCUGUCAGCACAUUGAAAAAUAUGGUCUUCAAACAGUUGGUAUUUUCCGAGUUGGAAGCUCCAAGAAAAGAGUUCGACAGCUGCGAGAUGAGUUUGAUCAAGGUCUACAAGUGGUCUUGGAUGAAGAACACAGUGUCCAUGACGUGGCAGCUUUACUUAAAGAGUUCUUGCGGGACAUGCCAGAUCCUCUUCUUCCCAAGGAACUCUACUCAGCCUUCAUCAACACCAUGACCAUGAAGCAGGAAGACCAGCUGUCCAUUCUCCAGCUGCUGAUUUAUCUGUUGCCUCCAUGUAACUGUGACACAUUACUCCGAUUACUCGAGUUGCUGUCAAAGGUGGCGAGCCAUGCUCACGACACUCUUGGAGAAGAUGGGCAAGAGAUGACUGGAAACAAAAUGACUGUCGUCAAUCUGGCUACCAUCUUUGGCCCAAACCUCCUUUAUAGGGAGAUGCUGUCUGAUAAAGACUACAGUGUGCAGGCAGCACAAGUAGAGGAAAGCUCUGCAAUCAUUGGGGUCAUUCAAAAAAUGAUCGAGAACUACUCAACUCUAUUUACAGUUGCUCCAGAGUUUCAGCAUGAAGUGCUAAUGAGUUUGAUGCAAACGGACAAUGAUGUUGUUCACUAUCUCCUACGUAGAAAGCUGAAAUGCCAUUUGGGUUCUGAUGAAGAAAGUGAGAGAUUUGGUAUGGCAGAACACCACUGCUCAAAGUCUAUUUGCGACUCCUGCAGCUCUGUAAGUGGCGACCACACUCCAACAAACAUUUUACCCAGCUUCUGUGAAGGCCCAUCUGUGACAGAUGAGAAGGAUAUGAGCUCAGGUUCAAAAUUGUUUAAAGUAUCUGAAGCACUGUCAUUCUUUGGAAACCACGGAAAGGCCUUUUCUACCGAAUCUCUGAAAGAUUCAUUUGAAGAGACUGGUGGGAAAUGGUCUAUUGGUCAACGGAGAGCAUCUCAUUCACAUGAGAACCUUGCAACGACACUUCUUUUGGAACCUUCAAAAGGAUUUGUGCAAGAUGUAGAGUUCAGGACACAAAACCCAACUUCAGUUCCACUGAGCAAGUCUCCUGACCUGUCCUUAGCAACUAGUUCCCAAACACCCUGCAACAGUCAUCAUAUGCUCACAAGUCUUAAUUGCACUCGAUUCCUCACAGGCAGCACUGAGGAAGUGAUGAAGAAUACAAACACAACAACUAAACUGCGAAGAGUACGUUCAGAUCUUUAUUCAAAAUAUGGAAGUCCUAGCUUGCAUUCAUGUGCUGCUAAAACAGACAGGGACUUUAAGUGCAGUGAAUUUGCUAGCCCAUCUAGCAAUGACCAUUUGAGAAAAACUCUGUCUACUGUAUCCAGCUUCUUUCCCGAGGCAUCUAAGUCAUGUGAGGCCCUACAAAAUGAGAAAAGUAGGAAGGAAAUGGGAGCUAAAGUGUGGGUGAGAAGAGACAGUGAAGCUUGUUCUCCAACCAAAACACAGAGACAACAGCAACUUCAGCAUUGUAAGUUCAAAGAUGAGCAGAAAAAAAAUUCUCUUCGUGAAACUGCUGUAUAAUUUUCAGUUUCCUGUUCAUUGAACACCUCCAAAAAGAAGUUGCUUUAGCACUUCUGGGAAUAAUUUCGACUCCAUUAUUUCAUGUUCGUUGUUAGGUUUUACACAUUUGUGUAGGUCUUGUCUGACUUAUUAAUCUCAAAUUUUGCUAUUAUUUCCCCAUUAGUAAAUACUACAGAUAUUGUUGUUUAAUUGCCCCUUCUUGUUGCCCCUGGCAGUUGUCUCUGUGUUGAUGUUAAGUUUAGCAAAACUGAAAUCUCUACAUGUUUAUGCACUUGUGCUUUAUUUAAAAAUGAGUGAGGACCUUUCUCAGUCUGUCUUGUUUCUUGUAUUAAGUCCAUGAAUUAUUAACAUUUAAAGGAAUGUUCAGGCCUUGUUGGAUUGUAGGAAUGACAACACAGAUACAGAAAAGACAAUUUAACCCCUGAACUCCGCUCUUUCCAUGCAUUGUACAAUCUUCUAUCAUGGACUGCACUAGUUUAUUUAUUGCAACGUCCUGCGGACAGGUUUUGCAAAAAAUUCUCAACUCUUUGAAGCAAAGAAGCAAGAUCCCAGAAUUCUGCCUUUCUUAAAGCUACUGCAUUGAGCUCAAACUUCUGAAUGUUUAUAAAACAUAUUAAGUCAUUUUGCAUUAGUUAGUUUUGUGGAUGGGUACUGCUUUUCUUCGUGUUUAUAGACUGGUUCGUGAUAAGGGAGCAUUCCAUUCCUGAAAGCCGUCUCGGACCUGAACUUGGUUUUCCUCCUUGUGUUGGACUGAUAUAACCUAAGAAUUGGAGGAUUAAACACUACCUUUUCCGCUAUGUGUUUGAAUCCAACACAAAUGAUCAGAUGAGUGUUUCCUCUUUGCUUGAUGUACAUGUCCUCUUUUGAAUAAUCUUAGGCAGGGAUCAAUCUAGUUGCUAUUGGGUAUUUGAACACAGGCUGUCCCUAAUACAGAGCUAAUUUUGUUGAGCAGAAACACUGCAAUGUGAAAUGGAAAUGUCACUGGGGAUUAAUUCAUCCUGAAGAUGGUUGCUUGCAAAGUCAUAGCUUUAAUAUUUCUCAUGUUGGUAAGCAAAAAGCACAAGCUAAAUAUACAACAAAUGCUCAUCUUUAUUUUCAAGUAUUUGAAAUUAAAAUCUUCCCAGAUGUGUUCAUCCUGGACAUUCCUCUAAUUGUUUAGAAUAUUCAAUUGCAUUAUAAAGUGCAAUGAUUCUUUUUGGAUCCAAAUAAGAAUUUUUUACGUGUUAUUUGUGUUCAAAUCACGUUUAUGUACUACCUGUUAUUGUAAAGAUUUAGUCCAGUGCUUUUGUUUGCACCAGAAACAUGAUAAUUUCCUUGUUAUGUAGACUGUGAUUUUCAAAAUUUUCAUUGCUUCAAUAUUGCUGCAUUACUAAUGGCAAGGGCUUUGUAUAUCAGAAUAUUGUGGUAAAUUAAAUCAUCAUUUCAGCUUCAAAUAAGAAAUGGAUUGUGUCAGCUCAGUUAAUAGUCAGAAUUAUGAAUUCAGAGGAAAUAUCCACUGGAAUUUGCUGACAUAAUUAUUUCCUGUAGUUCAGCUGAAAGCACAUGGUUGUUGGGUAUAGGGGGAGGGCAUGGCAAACUUUGACACUCACUGAAAGUUAUACAAUAGCAGUUCUGCUUCAUACAGGUUUUAUUUAGCUAAGCAUGUUUUCUCCAUGUGCGUGUGUACAACUAUCUUGAGGCUGCAUAGAGCUUGAUUCUCUUAAGAUCCCUACAGAUAUCAAAAUCUUUUACAAAGGGAUCAAUGUCCCCGUGACUAACACAAAUAAACUGAAGGAUAAAAUGCUAUAUUCUAAGAAUUACAUUAUAAUCUGCAAACUAAAAUCAGUGUGUAUUAAACAUUAUCAGAGAUAAUGGGAACUGCAGAUG
Messenger RNA from Stegostoma tigrinum, 4323 nucleotides. It is a transcript of the gene arhgap36, whose product is annotated as Rho GTPase activating protein 36. Bases 280 to 2457 code for a protein of 725 amino acids. Gene Ontology annotation, biological process: signal transduction. Lineage: Eukaryota; Metazoa; Chordata; Chondrichthyes; Orectolobiformes; Stegostomatidae. The transcript has 12 exons. The record is from RefSeq and is a predicted model, not a curated record.